CAUCCAUUAUUUUUUGAAUUUUCGUGACUUAUUUCAUUUUGUUAGUAAUGUCUCUGGAUUCUAUAUUACGUUUGCUAGCGUUCCUGGAGUUUUCUGUCUUGGUUAGUUCAGCAGUGUUUUCUUCGAAUGAAGAAUCGGCGUUGGACAGUUAUAUCAAUAAUCUCAUUGGAUGUAAAGAUAUUCCUGGCCUUGGAUUAGCAGUUGUAAAAGAUGAUGAAGUCUUUUCCAAAGGAUACGGAUUAGCUGAUAUAGAAAAACAAACACAAACAACCAGUUCGACCAUUUUCUGUGUGGGUUCAGUAACAAAGUCGAUGACAGCGAUGCUCCUAGCUCGUUUGAUAUCUUCUGGCAAAUACAGACUUCGCUGGACCACAAAGAUAAAAGACGUAUUAGGACCCGACUAUACAUUUAUAGAUGAUUGUAUUACAGACUCAGUUACUCUAGAAGAUAUUUUGUCUCAUCGCACAGGAUUGGCAUCGGCGGAUCUUCUAUUACAAGCCGGGAUUUCAGAUUCUUUUACGAGAGAGCACAUGAUGAAGAAUCUUAAUUACCUACCAAAACUGCAAGAAUUUCGGGAUUCUUUCUUUUAUAAUAAUAUAGUUUACAUUCUCGCGGCACAUGUAGCUGAGAAGAGAGCUAAUAAAAGCUGGGAACAAUUAAUGAAGGAAGAAUUACUAGUUCCUUUGAACAUGACGUCAACAGUAAUAUUAGAUGAUGGAAAUAAUGAAACGCUGGCUGUUCCCUACAUUGUUGACAAAACUGGAAAGCUGUACAAAUCUGACGAACGACUCUAUAGACUGCACCCUUUUGGACCGUCUGGUAGUAUUUGUGCAUCAGCUGAUGACAUGACCAAAUGGUUAAAUUUGAUCACAUCUCAAGGAAAGAUUGCUGAAGGUUCAAAACAAAUCAUUACUGAAUACGUCUUCAACGGACAAUUCAAUAUAAAAAGUGUUCUAAAUACCAUGUGGGCUAACGCAUACAGUUUGAAACUACCACAGUUCCCAGUAGCGUUUGACACAUUAGGCUAUGGAUAUGGAUGGUUUGUGUCAUAUUACAGAGGUAGGUGUAGUAAAGUUCCUAGACAAACACAUGGAUAUAAAUCUUUUCGGAAUUAUGAGGACAUUUUCAUCAAUAUCGUUAUUUUACAAUUAUUACGAGCAUUUAAGAUCCCAAAGUGCACUUAUGGAAAAAAAAUCAAUACACAUAAUACACACUAUUCUCAUAUUAUAGGUCACAGAGUGCUCCAUCAUUCGGGAUCAUUGUAUGGUUAUAGCUGUAAAAUAACAUAUCUUGCUGACCUCAAUAGUGCCUUCGUAUUCUUCACAAAUGGGCCAGGAGAAACUAAAUUCGACGAAACUAUUGAACCUGUAUUCUUCUAUAUGUUAGAUUUAAUUUUGGGUUAUCCGAAUUGGAUCAAUGAAACAGCAGCAUGUCCCUACCCAGCUCCUUGGAGGAAUCGCCGCAGUAAAAGAUCUACUGAAGACGUUAUGUCGAUUUCUGGUAAAGAACUAACGGAAAUGGAUAUGCAUACUGGUGUGUAUAGCCAUCCGUUGUACGGAAGUGUGGCUAUAACGAGAAUCAAUAACACCCUCCAUAUCAGAUACGGUUUAAUAUUGACAGGCAAACUUAUUCCAACGUCAUCUUCCUUUCAACUUCAGUUGUUUCAGCCUUUGCGUGAUGUCUUUCUUUCUAUCAUUAAUGUGUCUUUUCAAAAUCUGUCGAUUCAGAACAAAUAUCAAAAUCUUGAGUUUGUAUCCCUAUUCGAGAAAUAUACCUUUUCAAGGGUUGAUGGCGAUGUCAGCGGUUCCAAUACAGUACAUUGUCAACUGAAAUUAGUUUUCAUAUUAAUAAUACUGAUGCAAUAUAUUUGAAGUUUAAAUGUCAAAUACAUGUAGUUUAAUAGUGUUAGAAGAAUCGUUACCUUUUGAAAGUCUAAAUCAAUUCUUCAAAUAACAUAA
Molecule: messenger RNA, 1958 nt
Organism: Mytilus californianus (California mussel)
Lineage: Eukaryota; Metazoa; Mollusca; Bivalvia; Mytilida; Mytilidae
Exons: 6
Coding region: 48-1871 (607 amino acids)
Source: RefSeq, a predicted model, not a curated record